AUGGUGGACGAGAGUCACUGGCCAGUUGGCGCUGUGGGUUGUUAUACAGACCCGUCCAGUUUUAACGAACCGUUCAUUCGUAUGGGACCGACCGACUACAAUUCGACCACAUCCGUUCUCACCAGUCCGAACCAUUUCGGCCAGAAUACCACCACGAUCGUCAACGGCACAAACGGUUCAAAUCUAUCCUCUAUCCCGGUUCCUUUACCGGUUAUGCCAGAUCGGGUAAGCGCAUCUACAUUUCCAUUUCUCUGA
Messenger RNA from Echinostoma caproni, 255 nucleotides. NCBI's taxonomy places the organism in Eukaryota, Metazoa, Platyhelminthes, Trematoda, Plagiorchiida, Echinostomatidae. The record is from the annotation of a GenBank genome assembly.